AUGUCAGCCAACUCGGCCAGUUCGUCCGACGACAAGUUGGAUGCGGUCGAGGCGGCGACGUUGAUCCGCCUGAACGGGUUCCAGCGGACGCUGAAGGAUGCGGUGAAAAUACAAGACAUACCCGUCAUCGUGACGCUGGCGUCGCCGCCCUUUGUGAUCUACCACAUCAACGAGCUGUGGUGCCGCCUCUGCGGCUACACCGAGUCCGAGGCGCGCGUGCCCGGCGCUGUGGUCGAGCGUGGAGAGCGGCCCAAACCUAGGCCCAAACAGGGGAAGGCGUCGUACGGGGGCGCGGAGCGUUUUACGCUAUUGAGCGAUGAAUCCGCGCUGUAG
This is a messenger RNA of Emiliania huxleyi CCMP1516, 333 nucleotides long. RefSeq lists its product as hypothetical. The transcript has 5 exons. The coding region runs from base 1 to 333 and encodes 110 amino acids. Lineage: Eukaryota; Haptophyta; Isochrysidales; Noelaerhabdaceae. The record is from RefSeq and is a predicted model, not a curated record.